Molecule: messenger RNA, 1831 nt
Organism: Solea solea (common sole)
Lineage: Eukaryota; Metazoa; Chordata; Actinopteri; Pleuronectiformes; Soleidae
Product: ornithine decarboxylase 1-like
Exons: 11
Coding region: 322-1701 (459 amino acids)
Cellular component (GO): cytoplasm
Molecular function (GO): ornithine decarboxylase activity
Source: RefSeq, a predicted model, not a curated record
UAUAAAUACUGACGACACUGCGCCAGCUCUUACUCCAUUUUCAAACGCAUCAGCGGGGCUUCAGCGUCAGUGGCCGACUUCUUUCUUUCGGGCUUUUUUUGUCUAAUGGGCAAACUCUUUGUAAAUGCUUUUUAAGAAUCUUAACUCUUGGAAAUCACACACUGGCUUCUCAGCAGGCCCUGGCCUUGAGUCUUAUUUGAAGGGGUUUCAAUUCACUGGUGAACCACCUUGGCUUCUCUGCACCUGAGGAACAGCAGUACUAAAUCCCAGUUCUUUCAUAUUCAAUUUACUGGUGAGUAAUCAAAAGGACCUGUUGUGACCAUGAACACUGCCACUCCCACCGAGUUUGAAUUCCCAUUCCUGGAGGAGGGUUUCACCGCCCGGGAUAUUGUGGAGCAGAAGAUUAAUGAGUCAUCUCUUACGGAUGAAAGGGAUGCCUUCUACGUCUGUGACUUGGGAGAUGUGUUGAAGAAACACCUGCGCUGGGUGAGGGCCCUGCCUCGUAUCACUCCUUACUACGCUGUCAAAUGUAACGACAGCCGGGUAGUCCUUGGGACACUGGCGUCCCUGGGAACUGGCUUUGACUGUGCGAGCAAGACAGAGAUUCAGCUGGUUCAGUCUCUGGGAGUGGAUCCAAGCCGAAUCAUCUACGCCAACCCCUGCAAGCAAGUUUCUCAGAUCAAAUAUGCUUCUGCUCAUGGGGUCCAGAUGAUGACCUUUGAUAGUGAAGUGGAACUCAUGAAAGUUGCCCGUUGUCAUGAAAAUGCCAAGCUGGUGCUACGAAUUGCCACUGAUGACUCAAAGUCCAUCUGUCGCCUGAGUGUGAAGUUUGGGGCCCAACUCAAAUCCUGUCGAGGUCUUUUGGAGCGAGCUAAGGAGCUGGGGCUGGAUGUGGUUGGUGUCAGCUUCCAUGUUGGCAGUGGUUGUACUGAUGCGAAGACCUACAAGCAGGCCAUUGCUGAUGCUCGCUGUGUUUUUCAUAUGGGGGAUGAGCUUGGCUUCAAAAUGGAUCUCUUGGACAUUGGUGGUGGAUUCCCGGGCACAGAUGAUGCUGAACUCAAAUUUGAAGAGAUCACAGCUGUUAUCAACCCUGCCCUGGACAAGUAUUUCCCCGACACUGGUGUCAAGAUCAUUGCUGAGCCAGGGCGCUUUUAUGUAGCUUCUGCAUACACACUGGUUGUCAACAUCAUUGCCAAGAAGGUCAUCAUGGAUGAUGAGUCAGUCUCUGAUGAUGAAGAUGAAGGGACCACUGACAGGACUCUGAUGUACUAUGUCAAUGACGGAGUAUACGGAUCUUUCAACUGUAUACUCUAUGACCAUGCUCAGUGUUUCCCAGUACUGCAUAAGAAGCCAAAGCCAGAUGAAGUCAUGUACCCUUGCAGUAUCUGGGGCCCUACCUGCGAUGGACUGGAUCGCAUUGUUGAGCAGUGUUUCCUGCCUGAUCUGCAGGUGGGCGAUUGGCUGGUCUUUGAAAACAUGGGUGCCUACACCGUAGCUGCCUCCUCCACCUUCAAUGGAUUCCAAAGACCUGACAUUCACUACGUCAUGUCCCGUCCUUCCUGGCAACAUGUGCAGCAGAUUAAUCUCCAGGGAAUGCCAGCUCCUGUGGAAGAGUCUCGCCUGUUGGAAGUGACAGCCUGCUGUGGCCAAGAGAGCAGUUUGGAGAUGCGCACCAAGCCUUGUCAGGCCCGUGUGCUUUAAAUGCCGAGUAAUGUCGCGUCACUAAUUUUCAAUUUGGAGAAUGUUCUCUUUGGGGAGAUUUUUUUCCUUCCUUUUGAUCCCAAUGUAUGAACAUUUAAGGCCAGUUACUUGACAGGAGGAGUGGGGAGUG